This is a messenger RNA of Opisthorchis viverrini, 393 nucleotides long. RefSeq lists its product as hypothetical. NCBI's taxonomy places the organism in Eukaryota, Metazoa, Platyhelminthes, Trematoda, Opisthorchiida, Opisthorchiidae. Bases 1 to 393 code for a protein of 130 amino acids. The transcript has a single exon. The record is from RefSeq and is a predicted model, not a curated record.
AUGCAGUGGUUUGGUGUAUCAAAGUAUAAAACUGGUGCGGAGCGACGACUUAAACUGCUUCCGAAGAUUCCGGAGUGUGAAUGCACUACGGAUGAUGAGGGAGUGGUGGACGGCCGAUCUGCAGAGAACUCUGACUUUGCUAACUGGCGAAAUUCCCUGCUGGUGUGCAUCGCGGAUGGUGCGCGGCAAGCCGAGAGGCAGCCGGAAGACCAAGCGCACGGCGUUAUCGCGGAAGGGACGCUCUCUGGUACGUUGAAUGUGGUUCAGACCAGGGCGCGCCUGACCCGUGUGGUCGAACGGAUGUUUCCUGAUGUCUGGACUCUCCAAAAUGGAGCAGUGCGGGAGGGAGUUCCAAAAUCUCAGAAGGAACAACGUGGAGCGAAUUAUGCCUGA